AUGGUCGUCCCAUUUCUCACCGGCAACCGGAGGGGGAGAGUCAUCGGUAUCGCUCUCCUCUUGACCGUCAUCAUAUUCUGGCUUGGGUACCAGUCUCCGAUAGCCACGCCCAGGCAGGAGACGCUCGAUUUACACACUCCAAAAGUUCCCGAACAUGUUACCCCUCACCACCACGACACUGGCCAAGUAGCACACCCAAACACGAACCCGGCAGGCUCUGCCGAGCGCGAAGACGAUGUCACCGAAGAGCAUGGAGCCACGCCUACCAAGCCCAAGACUACCAAGGUCCCUCCGGCAGAAGGUGACGAUAGCGACGUUGGGCUGGCCGACUUUGGGAACCAGUUCGCGACCACUGAAGAGGCCGGGCCGGCUGCCACAGCCAAGGUUGACUGUAUCGGGUUCGAACAGCUGCAGAGACAGAAGCCGGGACCGCACUCUGAAGGCAAGCGCAAGUUCCCAUUUGUGCGCCCGCCCCCCGAGUGCAGGACUUUCCGGCUGCCCGCUCUUGAAGCUCUGCUUGAGCGCAUGAAGAAGGUGAUCAAGGACCCGGAUCUCUACCGUCUGUUUGAGAACAGCUACCCGAACACGCUCGACACCAUGGUCAAAUGGCGUGGAUAUGCCAACAAGACGGUGGAAGGCGGCUCGGGAGAAGAAGGCUCUGACGAGGUGCAGACGGUGGUGACGGACGAGGAGCUCACCUAUGUGAUCACGGGUGAUAUCGACGCCAUGUGGCUCCGUGACUCUGCCAGUCAGAUUUAUUCGUAUCUGCCGUUGCUUGAGCCGUCUGACAAGUUUGAUUCCCUGGCUAGUCUGUGGCGUGGGUUGAUCAACUCACACUCUCGAUACAUUGUCAUUUCGCCCUACUGCCAUUCGUUCCAGCCACCUCCCGAGAGCGGCAUUCCUCCGACGCACAACGGUGCUUUCCACCAGAACAACCCGCAGCCUCCUUACAACCCCAAGCUGGUGUUUGACUGCAAGUGGGAGCUGGACAGCUUGGCUUCGUUCCUCCAGAUCAGCGCCGCUUACUAUACCCGGACCGACGACCUCAAGUUCUUCUCCAGGUACUCCUGGGUCAACGCUGUGGAAGCGGCUGUUGAUGCUUCAGCCGCCAUGCGUCUCGGGACAUACGAUGAGGAGGGACACGUCUUGCCGUCGGCCUGGACUUUUACCGGAUACACCAACCGUGGCUCCGAGACCUUGACGAAUGACGGCCUCGGUAACCCCGUCAAGGAGAACGGCAUGGUUCGAUCUGCCUUUAGACCUAGCGAUGACGCCUGCAUCUUCCAGCUUUUGACUCCCAGCAACAUGAUGUUUGCUGCCUAUCUCGAGCAGGCGUCUGCGAUCAUGGAGGGGCUCGCCGAGCAGAAACUCAACCCCAAGGCUGCUAAUCUUACGACAGAGAUGCGCAAGCUGGCCAAGACUAUCCGCCACGGCAUUGCCAAAGACGCCGUUGUCAAGCACCGCGACUUUGGCGAGAUUUUUGCGUACGAAGUUGAUGGGUAUGGCGGUGCCAACUUGAUGGACGAUGCCAAUGUUCCAUCUCUGCUGGCCUUCCCCUUGUGGAAUUACACCAACACCAAGACCUCGACGACGCCACGCAUGGUCAAGUCUGUGAACAAGAGCCUCGGCGCGCGCAACGGUACGAUUGAGAAGAACUCGGAGAAGGAGAAGGACGAGGAGGAAGAAGCCAAGCAUGACUAUGCCAAGAUUUACCAAAACACUCGCAAGUUUGUGCUGAGCAUGGCCAACCCGUAUUAUGCCAAGGGUCCAGCGCUUUCGGCCGUGGGCGGUCCUCAUCUUGGUCCUGGAAAGGGGUGGCCGAUGGCUGCUACGGUGGCGGCGCUGACGGCGUUUGAGGACCUUGCUGGGUUUUCGGAUGAGGAGAGGGGGAGGGUGGUUGGGGAGCAGAUGUUGAUGGUGCUUAAUUCGACUUCGGGCGCCGGGGUUAUCCAUGAAACGGUGAACGCGUGGCGCGAGUUUGACUUUACGAGGAGCUGGUUCGGGUGGGCUAAUGGGUUGUUUGGGGAGCUGAUUUUGAAGAUUGCGGAGGAUGAGGAGAGGAGGGGGGUUGGCGAGAAGGGGUUGCUGGGGAGGUUGUAUCAAGAGUGA
Molecule: messenger RNA, 2109 nt
Organism: Podospora pseudocomata
Lineage: Eukaryota; Fungi; Ascomycota; Sordariomycetes; Sordariales; Podosporaceae
Exons: 1
Coding region: 1-2109 (702 amino acids)
Biological process (GO): carbohydrate metabolic process
Source: RefSeq, a predicted model, not a curated record